UGUCACUGGUAGUGAGGUGGCAGAUGUAUGCUGGAUAGGUGGGAUGGGAAUAGGCUCAAUGGUGUCCCUCCUAAAUGCAGGGGUGCACUGACAACUCAUGGGGCCAGCGGGCAAUAGGGGAUCAUGGGGCCCCUGUGUCCUUGCCCAAACUCAAAAAAAGCCUAUGAAAAAGGUACCAGGGGCAUCUCAUGGGGCCCACUACUGACCCCGGGCCCUCGGGCAGUGCCGGAGUUUCCAAAUGGUCAGUCCGCCCCUGCCACUGACCCACUCCAA
Staurois parvus is the source of this 273-nucleotide messenger RNA. The record is from the annotation of a GenBank genome assembly. NCBI's taxonomy places the organism in Eukaryota, Metazoa, Chordata, Amphibia, Anura, Ranidae.